Psilocybe cubensis is the source of this 1314-nucleotide messenger RNA. RefSeq lists its product as uncharacterized. The record is from RefSeq and is a predicted model, not a curated record. NCBI's taxonomy places the organism in Eukaryota, Fungi, Basidiomycota, Agaricomycetes, Agaricales, Agrocybaceae. The transcript has 3 exons. The coding region runs from base 1 to 1314 and encodes 437 amino acids.
AUGCACGGAAAAAAGCCAUUGUCAGGGGGGCCUACGGUCUUUCUACCGUUGUUGAGACGCGAUGCUUGCAAUCUAUGUACGAAGACGUCAAACGAUGCUAAGCUACGUAUAUGUAGUGCAUGUGGAGAGGUUUCUUAUUGCUCGACAGAAUGCCAGAGACAGGACUGGGUGUCCCACAAGAUUCGUUGUGGAAAAACAGAUAAGGUCGACGGGGAAGCAUUUUUCCCAUACCUCGCUUUCUUAGCUCAUGCACUUCGACUUCACUCCGUUCCGGACACUCAUCAUGCUCUAAGUCAUGCAAUUCUCAACAAUCCCGAUAAACGUGAACCUCUCGUAGUCCUCUCUAAUGGUCUCGUAGCCAAGCUCAUCGUUUUGGGAGAAAAAAUCCCAAGUUCAAAGUCUGCUCAGUGGUGGCCGACGGCUACUUGCCAGCUCGACCAAGAGAUCUUGAGGAGCAGAAUCUUCAAUGAAGGGCUCGGUCUUCCUCUGGCGCUCUCAAUAUGCAUUGGCCUGGCGGCACAGAUGUACACGACUACUGCUGUGCCAACAGGUGAGGUACCCGCCUACCAAGUUACUGGACGACGUCGUGUCCGGCUUGCCUUCUUAGGUUCACCAAUUUCGGAUUUUGGAGUCGUCCGAGGGUCUCUAACAGUCCCAAAUCAAACAAGGCUGGUCUACUAUAGCACGGAACAAAAGAAGUUCAUAAUGGGACAAGACCCAAAAGAGCAUUAUCGGAUUUAUUUCACAAACCUAAAUGGCCAGGAGUUCCUCCUCGACUUUGGAAUGAGGGUCUACGACUUCUGGAACGAGGUUGCAGAUCCCUCUCCCUACAACAAAUAUUUCCGUGACAAGAAUCAUGGGGCGUUUCCGUUCUACAUUGCUCAACGAGGCGACAGUUGUCUCUUGGAUAACCUUCUAUAUGAACCCCAUAAACGGGUGUCUGUCCUCAGAGAUCCAAAGAUACAUACUCUCAUUCAUGAAUCCGACUCUCUUGAAAAGCUCGCUGAUACAUCUCGAAUUUACUCGAUCAUGGACGAAAUUGCUGGAUAUCCGGUUUCUCCAGAUGACAAAACACUUGCGACGAAUUUUUCCUUUGUCGUGGCAUCACUCAUGCGUGAGACCAUGAAGGAUGGAGAAUAUAACAACUUUCCAUUGAGCUAUCCGGUAGCUUCACCGUAUAAAUCAACUAUCCCUCAAGAGAAGGAAGUGGAGUUCCAUCAGUACAUGAAGAGGUUGUCGAAGCGCUUAAGGAAAGGAAAGGUAUCCCCUGAACAAUGGGUAGCAGAUUUUCAAGAGGCAUACAAAUCACUAUGA